Nicotiana tabacum (common tobacco) is the source of this 3701-nucleotide messenger RNA. The record is from RefSeq and is a predicted model, not a curated record. Lineage: Eukaryota; Viridiplantae; Streptophyta; Magnoliopsida; Solanales; Solanaceae.
CUCCCCCAAUAUCUCUGAGACUCAGAAAACAUAGCUUUCCCUUUUCUUCAACAAUUAUCGUCGCUUUCUGCUUCAACAAAGCGACAAACUGUCGACCAGCUCCGGUGAAGGACCAUAAUUUCCGGUGAAGGACGACCAAUAUCGGCUAACAUACCACAAUCUCCGAGAGUACAUCAGAGUUUCGUCAGAUUUGAUAGAUAUGAGUCAAGAAAGACCUUCAAAGCCCAAAAGAAAGACAAGCGCAACAUACACAAAACCCGGAACAACGACAUCUUUGGCAAACCAAAUAAGAAUGUCGUAUAGUCAAAAAUAUAUUAUUCCCGCUAGACAAUCAAACAAAGAGCAGCUGAAUGUUAUUGUAGAGAAUCUGUCAGUAGCAGUAGCCCAUGCACAAACUAGAUCAACCACUUCUACAAAAUAUGUUGCUCUUUCUAGACAGUCAAACAAAGAGCAGCCGAGUGUUAUUGUAGAGAAUCUGCCAGAAGCAGUAGCCCAUGUACAAACUAGAUCAACCACAACACAAGGAAUAGAGGAACAAGCUCAGUUGGAUUCUACAACUCAUGUUGAAGAUGAACAAUGUGAAGAACAAUUGAAGGCCCUUCUAAUCAAACAAGAAAAAGAGGAAAAAAAAAAGAUAAAAAGUGUACAUGGACGACAUGAGCGUAAAUGGAUUUUACUUAACAACAUAAAUCAACCCGUCAGUCCUAGUGACGUAGUUGUGGCAGAGUUUGGAAGCUUCCUCGGCACAUUGGCAAGGAAUGUGACUCUAUGUCCUCUUGAUAUUUUGGAUUGGAGGAAGAUGGACACAAAAGAGGAUAUAUGGGAAUAUACCAAGAAUAAACAUGAUAUUCCUGACUCUGCAAAAAGAUAUACUUUUGAAACAGUUCGAGAUUCCUGGAGAAAGCAUAAGUGUAAAUUGAAAGACUAUCACUUCGACCCCUAUGAAAGUGGUGAAAGCCGAAUGCAACAUGUCCCUGAAGAUGUUCCAGUUUGUCAGUUUAAGGAACUUCUUAGGUAUUGGAACUCUGAGAAACUCCAGAAAAUGUCUAAAACUAACAUUGAGAAUCGGAAAAAGUUGAAAAAUCCUCACACUGCUGGAAAAAGAAGUUUUGCUUUAGUUCGCUCUAAGUUGGUGUGUAACUAUCAAAUAGUGGCAAAAAAUUUCAAUUUUAGCUUUUGUUUAGUUCAUGGCAGAUCAUUAGAAAUGCUAACUCACUUUCAUAUAACUAGGAAAAAGAUAAGACAACUCCGGAUCCUUUAUUACCAAAGGAAGUCUUUGUUGCUACAAGGAAAAGAAAAGUUGGGCGAUCAUACAACUCAUCGGAUGAAGAUACAAUUAGUAAAAUUGUGCGAUUAUAUUUAAUUAAUGUUAUAUCGAGAUCAAUUAUUUGUUCCUAUUUGUUUACUUGAAUUUGCUUUGUAAGCUGAAAUGGAGGAAAUUGCAGCACAACAAAAAGAAAAUGUUAAUUAGUCCGUAGAGGCAUUUACAUCUGUCAUGGGGCCAGAACAUCCUGAACGUCUGAGGUUGUAUGGAUGGGGGGUUACAAGAACUUCUCUGAGGGGGGAAAGUAGGAUAUUUUGAAACCUCUUCAAAUACUUCAAAUUCUAUACAAAAAUUGGAGGAGAAGAUACAAAGAAUGGAGGAAAAAAUAGAGGAACAAAAGGCAACUAUCCGUCAAGAAGUUGUUGUAGAUGUUCUUGCACGACUUCAGCGUUCAGGAAUUGAUAUUGAUGCUAACAUUAUUCUAGCAGCAUUCGGUGAUAAUUCAUUAGGAGAAGCUUCAUCUGCUCAACAAAGAACAUUGCAACCAAUCCAUCGUCCAAGUAUUUUUUUUUUAAAUUCUGUAACUGUAUUCAUCCAUUUCCCAAAGGAAAAAAGGAUAUUUUUUGAGUGGUCAUUAUUAAGGUUGUGAAAUCCUUUUAAUUUGAUUUCUGCCAAUACUUGUUGGAAUUGAAUUUGCGCCAGAAAAUUUUGGAUUGCCAUUGUUGAACGAUCUGAAAGCUUGAGUUGAAUUUUAACCCCGAAAAAUUUGUUAAGGGAUCAGUUGGAUGUAUUGAAUCUGGGAUUUUGAGUUGUUUCUGGUUUCAAAACACCAUUUUUACAGUUUUUGAGAAGUUUAUAUUGAAUUGGAAGUGGGUUAGUUGAAAUUUUCGAAUUCCUUCCUAGGUUCUCAAGUUGUUGGUUCGAGGAGAUCAUAAUGGGCAUUAUUGAAUCCUCUACUAAUGGAUUUCUUUAUUGAGAUCAGUUUGUGUUAAUUGCUUGAAUUUAGUUUUUACUUUUCACUUUCCAGAUUUUCAGUACUCUGUCUCUCACUUUGUCUAGUGUCUAAGAGACUAAGAGUACAAUUAGUCUAUUAGGCAUUUAGACUAAUGUUCUGUUACGCACCUAAGCCUUAGGUUUCAUCCCAAAUUCCCACUUAAUUCCUACAUACCCUAACGUCAGUUCCAUCGACUUAGUUCCACUAGCCACCAGUCUCCCUCUCGCCAUAGCUAGAGCAGCAGUCAGCAGAUGGUAUGUUUCAAUGGUCGAUCAAUUUGAUUAGCUAAAGGUCAGAUAGCGUAGAAGUUUCUGAUUAUUACUCUUGAAAUAGAGGAGUAACUCUUGUUUCAUACAUGCCAAUUCUGAACUGCGUACUAUGUUAUCGUUACCAUUUCCUAUUGUCAUGUCGUGCUGUUGCUUUGUCUUUGUUAGAAUUUUUGGACCCAAAUACAUUCUUUUGUUGUUCUCACGUUAAAGUGUAAAAUUAUUGGUAAUAAUGAAGGAAAGAAUGCAAAGUAUAUUUUGAUUGUUGAAUAUUUUGAUUCUGGAUGUAAUUUCCAUCCAUUAUAGUGUUAUGAUUUUCUUGAAAAAUCAGUACUUUUUGGACUGAAUUUCUAGUUGAAGUUUAUAAUUCGGGGUUCUCGUUUACUUGUUGCUAUUCUUAUUAUCUUAGUUAUGCUUCUGAAAGAGACUGAGUGUUAGAUUGACUUAAAUCAUAGAGCAAUGGAACAGUGGCUCCAUGUAUAGGAUUUUUUCUGUGGAAAAGACAAGUUUCUUUACCUUAGCUGGAUCUUGCUAGUGUUAUCAAAACAGUAGGUAGGCAGCGAACACAUGGCAAUUAUCUCCCGAGCACAUUCUUUUGUCAGUAUUAGUAGCAGUUGAAUCAAGGUAAUUUGUUCAGGUACACUAGAUGUGUAAAGUUAUGUUGCGCUGCAAAUUGACUGAAGAUUGAACUUCAAGCUUUCCAUAUCCUGAUUGAAACUUACAGUGCUGAAAAUUUUUGGACAAUCUUGCUUUUAUGUAGUAUUAUUGUUUCCAAUUUCUUAGCAAGUAAUUCAGCUUUUGUUGCACUGCAGGAAGCACAGUCUUGAUAUUUAGUUUCCUACAGCAGAAGUAACAUGUACUCUUUUUUCACUCGUGCAUUCUUUAAUAUUAUUUCCUAGUUGUCUUUUGUAGGUACAUCGAUUGCGGAAGAAAGCAGUGACAUAGACCUUACUUGAACGUUGUUGAUCGUUGUUAAACUUUCUAUCAUCAUGUUCAAAGAUAUUUUAGUUUAGAACAUUUUGUAUGCAAAUUCAUCUAUUUUGACAUUUGAAUUGUUGAUCAAACAAUGUAUGUCACACCUCGUUUUUGCGCUCACCCACCCCGGGGGAUAAAUGCGCAAGGGAGUUUUUCCAAUUUAAGUGACAAUAGUCGAAAUGGGAAUAUUUAAUUUAUUUCA